CUCAGCCCUAUCAGCAUUUGAUAGCUACAGCAUGUCACAGAGUACUCCAGCUAAAGAAGCGCGCUAUGAAAGACAUCUUAUGCGACAACGGGGCGCAGGACCUCGAGGCGACAUCUCGGCUAACUUUGGCUUCUCUUUCGACUUCCCUGCGCCAGCUGCGAUCGCACCAGCAGUAGAUCCCAGCGAGCCGCCUACCAAGCGGAGGAAGAUACAUGCGCCAAAGAAUGAUGUGCUCGUACCUACUGUCACCGUCGUGCCGGAUAAGCACCCCAAAAAGGACGUGGACUUGGUGGCGGAGGUUGGGGGAGACGAAGCGGCACAAAAGAAUGUCUUGCAGACGGCGCCAUUAGAACUGCUACAUGAGAAGCCCAGAGUUGGACCCGGCGAUGAUAGCUUCGUUGUCAUGGUGAAGGCACGAACUUUUCGGGCGAGGCAGUGCAAUCGAUCUGCAAGGCCAACAGAAGGUCUCUCGCGGCCGCGUGUUGAACCCGAUGCAAAGGAAAGCGAAGCAGAGAGGUCAGCCGAAGAGCAGGCGGCUGCUGUGACUUCGCAAGCCAGCCCAGCAUCGCCGCAACUUUCAAGAAGGGGGCAAGGUCGGAAGCGUGGAGCGUUGCAAACGACCGACUAUUCAGCAGCUCAGCCCAAGCCGGCAAAGCGUAGACAGAAGGCUGAAGACAGCGUGUCUGCGCCCGCAGCGGAAGCGUCCGCUCCUUCCCUGCGUAGAGCCAUGCAGCGGUCAGCCGCAAUGAACAUUGAGCCGGAGGAAGCCGAGGCUUUAGGAGGAAACAAUGUCCGCCGAGCACUGGCUGAAGCAGACGCCAACAUCACGAGGAGGUCGGUAUCGCCGGAGAAGCAAGCCAAGGCUGAAGUUACUGAGAGGCGAACCGUGGGCCGUAGAAAACCGCACCGUAAAGCAGAGCCGAAGAGCCAAAUGGCUGCAACAUCAACGAAGAAGCUCCGCAUGAUCCGUGUAGAGGCAGAAUCAGAGCCGGAGGAACAGCAGCUGUUAUCGGGUGCCCAGGUGCAGGCGGAGCCGCCGUCGGCCAAUGAGCUGGCGGAGCUGGUUGCUGCGGGAGAUGUCUUACGUAUCGCACGCGUCUCGCCUGCGGUAGAGCCAGCAGCGAAGUUCAAAGGCGCGUUGCAGCGAGCUGCAACGAAGCCUAAGCGGUCACGCCAAGCAAAAGCUUUGGCCGGACCAGAAAGUCACGGACCUGACAACGCGCAUCGAAUCCCCGCAGCCAAAGAGAAGGCUUCCGUAGCAGGUACAGUGGAGAGUCAGGAAGCAAUGGCGAUCUCUCUUGGGGUGGCGCCAAUAAAGCAAACCCCGGGGCUGGAAGCACAACCGGAUCCUGCUAAGCAGACCGAAGCGCAUUCGAGCGCGAAACAUGCCGUCAAAGCGAAAUCGGCCACAGGGAAGAGGCUGGUGCGUCUGCAUAGCGCGACUACUACCGGCGAAGACAGCCUCGACUGGCUCCUCGCGCCUUGCAAGAACGAUACUUCGCGCGCAAAACCUACAGUGCCCCCGACUCAGAAGCGUAGAAGCUUCGGUGAGCUCGCUGAUGUGGACCUGGAUGACUUGGUCACGAAUAUUGCGUUUAUCGCUCCGGUAUCGGCCGGUCGUGAGGAAGGCGGGUUGCAGAGUCGCCCGGUGUCAAUGAAGUCGCGUAGGAGGUGA
Messenger RNA from Baudoinia panamericana UAMH 10762, 1675 nucleotides. RefSeq lists its product as uncharacterized. Lineage: Eukaryota; Fungi; Ascomycota; Dothideomycetes; Mycosphaerellales; Teratosphaeriaceae. The transcript is spliced from 3 exons. The record is from RefSeq and is a predicted model, not a curated record. The coding region runs from base 32 to 1675 and encodes 547 amino acids.